AUGUCUGCCACUGUUACCAUUGAUAAAACCUACUUUGAAACCCUUCUGCGGAAGGCAAAUGUUCAUGGGAGUGAGCCUGACCACAACGAGAAUACGAAUAUCGUAGCAGUUACAAGAGAUUACCUCGAGGACUUGGUCAAGACAGCAAAGGAGUACAAGGCCCUGCGUACUGCUCUUAUCCGCGGGGGUGUUACAGUCGAGAAUAUCGAGCUCCUUAUCAACGCGGGAUUUGACGAGACAGAUGCCCACGACCCCAGUGAACGGAAUGGUGAUAGAGAUUCUCAACCCUUACCCACGCCCUCUGAGAAUGGCGGUGUCAACUUGAACUACGAUCAACUUAGCUCCUCCGCAAUUCAGAGCUAUCCAACUACAUCGUCGACCUCCUUCCGAACCCAGCCGCAACAUUACACGAGUCAACCCUCCCAUGAAUACACUAGCAGCAGGCUCAGUCGUGGUAGUUGUCGAGAACCGGAUGAUUAUGCAGGUAGCGAUGGAACUGAAAGGCAGGAUACUCCAGGACCAAAGCGGGGAGGUGGGGGUGGGGGCAGCAAUGGCUAUAAAGGUGAUUCCGCUGGAAAUAGAACACUGUUCUUUUCACGUCUCCCCGAAAAGGUCACAUAUACCAGCUUUCUAGGGGCCAUCAGGGGCGGAAUGGUUGUCGAUGCCUGGAUGAAGCCAGGCGAUCACUGUGGAUCCAUUUCAUUUUUGCAUUCCCAAUCUGCUGAGGCCUUUUAUAGAUAUGCAAAGAAGAAUGAUGUCUACAUUGAUGGUCGCAGGGUCAACGUCGACUGGCGUGAGCAAGCCCGCCAAUUUGUUGUAUUACCAAAUAUACUUCGUCAAAUACAUUCUGGUGCCACCCGCAAUCUCCACUUGAAAAACAUCCCCCCUACAUUGACCGAGGCCCGCUUGAGGGAUGACCUCGACCACAUCGCCAACCUUUCCAUCGAAAAGAUUGAAUUUGACAAGACCAGGAACUCUGUUCAAGUUAACCUUAACUCUGUCUGUGUAGCCUGCUUCGCUAGGACAUGCCUCAAGUCCAGGGCGUAUUACAAGGGCACUAAAAUUGAGUUUGGUGCGGAUGAAUGUGCAAAUUCUCUCCCGGAUCUCAAGGCGUACAAGCCAAAACAGGAGCCUAAAGCGAAACCGGAACGAAAGAUAUCCAAUCGUUUCGACGCACUUGCACUUGAUUGCGAGGAAGGAGGUUGGAAUGCCGGCGACGAUGCGGGGGAAACAGAAGACUGGGCAGACAGUGUUACUAAUGGGAUUGGAAACGAUGGUGAUUGGUGAUUUCCGAUCGAAUUGGGGUGCCCCGGAUUUUGUCGGGGCACUCUUCGCAUUUUUUAUUUUUUUUCUUUACCCCAACUUACUUUCUCCAGUUUACGCCUGGACUGACAGUUAGUCACCGUGCUCUCCUGUCACAAACCAGAUAUCUAUCUUCCGCUCUUGUUGGUGUCCCAUUUUCGGUACUUGGAGGACUUUGUCUUUUUUUUAUUUUUUUUAUUUUUUUUAAACCUUCCUUUGUUUUUGAUGCUCUGUUUACUUGACUAUACCACUUUGCCACGUACCACCGAAGUACGCACCACCGAAAUAUUUCUUGCUUUCCUCCUUUCUCUCCUUCCAUUAUAUGUAAUCCCAAUUCGCCAUUUCUCCCGUCUAGUGUACUUGUAUUGUAACAUGGGGUUGCCCAUACCAUAGCAUCAAGCCAUGCCAAUCCGUCCAUACAUGCCUUGGCAUUUUGCAUUACCUUUCUAGCCUCUCGUCUGAUGCCUUGCUUUCUAGCACUUGUCUCUGUCUCGGCUUUGCUGAAGCAAUUGUGGGGCGUUUUGUAAUUGGA
Messenger RNA from Tuber melanosporum (Perigord truffle), 1834 nucleotides. RefSeq lists its product as uncharacterized. The transcript is spliced from 5 exons. Bases 1 to 1287 code for a protein of 428 amino acids. The record is from RefSeq and is a predicted model, not a curated record. Gene Ontology annotation, molecular function: nucleic acid binding. Lineage: Eukaryota; Fungi; Ascomycota; Pezizomycetes; Pezizales; Tuberaceae.